AUGGCCGCCCCAAGAGAAAAUGUCAAUUUAUUAUUCAAGUUAUACUGCUUGGCAGUGAUGACCCUGGUGGCCGCAGCUUACACCGUAGCUUUAAGAUACACAAGGACGUCAGAUAAAGAGCUCUACUUUUCAACCACAGCCGUGUGUAUCACAGAAGUGAUAAAGUUAUUGCUAAGUGUGGGCAUUUUAGCUAAGGAAACUGGUAAUCUGGGUAGACUCAGGGCGUCUUUGAGAGAGAAUGUCCUGGGGAGCCCCAAGGAGCUGAUGAAGCUGAGUGUGCCUUCCGUGGUGUACGCCGUCCAGAACAACAUGGCUUUCCUCGCUCUUAGCAACCUGGAUGCGGCGGUGUACCAGGUGACGUACCAGCUGAAGAUCCCUUGCACUGCUCUGUGCACUGUCUUCAUGUUGAACCGGACGCUCAGCAAGCUGCAGUGGAUUUCAGUGUUUAUGCUGUGCGGGGGAGUCACACUCGUGCAGUGGAAGCCAGCCCAGGCCACCAAAGUCGUGGUGGAACAGAAUCCACUGUUAGGAUUUGGCGCUAUAGCUAUUGCUGUAUUGUGCUCAGGAUUUGCAGGAGUAUAUUUUGAAAAAGUUUUAAAGAGUUCAGACACUUCCCUUUGGGUGAGAAACAUUCAGAUGUAUCUAUCGGGGAUUGUUGUGACAUUAGUUGGCGUCUACUUGUCAGACGGAGCUGAAAUUAAAGAAAAAGGAUUUUUCUUUGGUUACACAUAUUAUGUCUGGUUUGUCAUCUUGCUUGCCAGCGUUGGAGGCCUCUACACGUCUGUUGUGGUCAAAUACACAGACAAUAUCAUGAAAGGCUUUUCUGCGGCAGCUGCCAUUGUCCUUUCUACCAUUGCUUCAGUGAUGCUGUUCGGAUUACAGAUAACACUCACCUUUGCUCUGGGUACUCUGCUUGUCUGUGUUUCUAUAUAUCUCUAUGGAUUACCCAGACAAGACACUACAUCCAUCCAACAAGGAGAAACGGAUUCAAAAGAGAGAGUCAUCGGUGUGUGA
Molecule: messenger RNA, 1014 nt
Organism: Rangifer tarandus platyrhynchus (Svalbard reindeer)
Lineage: Eukaryota; Metazoa; Chordata; Mammalia; Artiodactyla; Cervidae
Source: the annotation of a GenBank genome assembly